AUGAAUUUAUUCCGACAGAGAGGUGCACAGCGUGUGCGGGAGGUUUCGAGGAGCUAUAAACGGUUCAAUUCCUCAACCCAGACGCCCAGCCCGAUCGCCGGGCCCAAGAAGGACAGAUCCAGCUUCCUCAGGUCGGGCGGCCUGUUUCUGCUCGGAUCUAUCCUCGGUGCCGCGUACGUUUCUGUGAAAGUUGGGGGCAAUGUGCCGGAAUUUAUGUUCCCGCAGUCUUCCACGAGCAAGCUCCGAGACAUGCUUGCGCCAGCCUACGGGGACGCAGAGGACGCCCUCAAGGAGCUGACGGAUGUGCUGGGACCGUCCAAAGUGAGCAGAACAAAGACUACUUUGGACGACCACAGCGACACUUUUUUUUCCACCCACCACGCGGAGCCGGACCAGAGACCCGUUGCCGUUGUGUAUCCGGAAAGCACCGAGGAGGUUUCGGCUAUCCUGAAAGUGUGCCACAAGCACAGGGUCCCCGUGGUUCCGUUUUCGGGCGGAACGUCGCUGGAGGGCCAGUUUAUCCCUACCAGAAAGGGUAUCUGCAUCGAUCUGGGAAACAUGAACAAAAUUCUGGAGCUGCACAAGGACGACCUCGACGUCGUGGUGCAGCCGGCCGUUGGCUGGGAGGACCUCAGAGACUACCUGCAGGACUACAACCUGAUGUUUGGGCCUGAUCCGGGGCCUGGCGCGUGUAUUGGUGGCAUGAUCGGAACAUCGUGCUCAGGUACCAAUGCUGCCAGAUACGGCACCAUGAGAGAAAACGUCGUGGGAGUGACGGUUGUUCUUGCGGACGGGACGGUUGUCAAGACGAAGAAGCGUCCGAAGAAGUCGUCGGCGGGCUACAACCUGACCGGUCUUUUCAUCGGCAGCGAGGGAACUCUGGGUAUUGUGACUGAAGCCACAUUAAAAUUGCACGUGAAACCCCGUUACGAAAAUGUUUUGGUGGUUGCGUUCCCUACUUUGGUGGAUGCCGCCAACACUGUGGCAGAGAUGGUGCAGCGGGCGAUCCCGGCAAACGCGAUCGAGCUGCUGGACGACAACAUGAUGCACUACGUCAACUUCUCGGGCGAGACCAGCUCCAAGUACGACGAGCUGCCGACGCUGAUGCUCAAGCUGGGCGGCGACUCCAAGGAGUCGACGCAGCACGUGACCCGCGCCGUGGAGCAGAUCUGCAAGCAGCACAACCGCAAGUCGUUCCGGUUUGCUGAGAGCGACGAGGAGAAGUUCGAGCUGUGGAAUGCGAGAAAAGUGGCGCUGUGGUCCACGAUCAAUUACGGUAAACAGACUAUCGACGAGGACGUCCAGGUCUGGACGACCGACGUGGCCGUGCCGAUCUCGCGGCUGUGCCAGUCGCUGCAGGAGACCAAGGACGAGAUUUCCAAGGCCGGGCUCAACGCGUCGAUCGUCGGACACGUUGGCGACGGCAACUACCAUGCCGUCAUCCUGUUCAAAAAAGACCAGUACGAGCUAACCAAGAAGCUGGUCCAGGGCAUGAUCGACCGCGCCCUGCUCGCCGAGGGCACCGUCACCGGCGAACACGGCGUCGGCUAUGGCAAAAGAGACUAUCUGAUAGAGGAGGCCGGCGAGGACGCGAUCGACCUGAUGCGGAAGAUCAAGAUGGCGCUGGACCCGAACCGGAUCCUCAACCCAGACAAAAUAUUCCGGAUCGACCCCAACGACGUGGGCGGUCACUAA
Messenger RNA from Ogataea angusta, 1695 nucleotides. RefSeq lists its product as uncharacterized. Gene Ontology annotation, biological process: lactate catabolic process. The record is from RefSeq and is a predicted model, not a curated record. Lineage: Eukaryota; Fungi; Ascomycota; Pichiomycetes; Pichiales; Pichiaceae. The coding region runs from base 1 to 1695 and encodes 564 amino acids. Gene Ontology annotation, molecular function: D-lactate dehydrogenase (NAD+) activity; FAD binding; D-lactate dehydrogenase (cytochrome) activity. Gene Ontology annotation, cellular component: mitochondrion. The transcript has a single exon.